Messenger RNA from Drosophila busckii, 2902 nucleotides. It is a transcript of the gene pink, whose product is annotated as Hermansky-Pudlak syndrome 5 protein homolog. The record is from RefSeq and is a predicted model, not a curated record. The transcript is spliced from 3 exons. NCBI's taxonomy places the organism in Eukaryota, Metazoa, Arthropoda, Insecta, Diptera, Drosophilidae. Gene Ontology annotation, biological process: developmental pigmentation. The coding region runs from base 141 to 2696 and encodes 851 amino acids. Gene Ontology annotation, molecular function: protein binding. Gene Ontology annotation, cellular component: cytoplasm.
GUGCAACAAAAGUGCAUAUAAUUUUUCUCCAACGAAAUGCAUUAAUUAUAUAGUAUAAACCACGUUUUGUAAGUAACUGUUUCAAGUGCAUGCGAUGUAAAUAUUAAAACAACAGACGAGCAGCAAUAACAAACAGCAAUAUGAACGACGCAUACUGUCUAUCCAACUAUAUUGAUUUUUCGCAGCAUUUGUCGCAACCACUGCGGCACAAUCGCAUCAAGUACACAUGUUUUGAUAUAUCCGACAACUAUAUCAUCUUUGGUGCCAGUUCUGGCUCGCUGUACUUCUUCAACCGUAAUGGCAAGUUUAUGCAUUUGAUACCAAAUAAGCAUGGACCCGUUACACAUCUGAGCAUAUCGGCGAAUAACAAGUAUGUGGCAUUUGCCACACAACGCUCACUUAUCUGUGUGUAUGCCGUGAAUUUGUCCGCGCAGGCAACACCUCAGGUGAUUGUCACACAUCUGAGCAGCGAUCAAUCUGUGCAGGUGAGCUGCAUACACUGGACGCCGGAUGAGAAGCAAUUUUAUUAUGGGGACACACGUGGUCAGGUUAAUCUCGUGUUGCUGUCCACGUUUAUUGGGCACAGUCUGAUGUUUAAUAUGUCUGUGCAUCCACUGCUGUAUCUGGACUCCACAAUAGUGCAGAUCGAUGACUUUGAAUCGUUGCUACUGGUCUCGAAUAGCACCAAGUGCAUACUGUGUAACACAGAAUAUGAGGAGUACAAGCAGAUUGGUAACCGUCCACGUGAUGGCGCUUUUGGCGCUUGCUUUUUCAUUUCACCACACGAGUCCUUGCAGCCAUCUCGCAUUUAUUGCGCACGUCCCGGCACACGCAUCUGGGAGGUGGACUUUGAGGGUGAGGUAAUACAGACGCAUCAGUUUAAAAGCGCGCUGGCCAUAGCUCCAGCUAAAAUACACAAGCCGAGUGAAAGUGAGCUCUUUGACGUUGAUGUGGAGGAAAUUGAAUCCAAUGAUGAGCUGCUAGAUUACCAGCCACAGCAGCUCCAGUUCGCCAAGUUGCAGCGCCUUGGCCAAGACUUUCUACUGGCCUACACUGAGUUGGGCCUCUACGUCUUCGAUGUGCGCAACUCCUCCGUUGUGCUUUGGUGUAACCAAUUUGAGCGCAUUGUCGACUGUCGUGUAGCUGGCGCUGAAAUAUUUGUCUUCACACAAACGGGCUCCUUAUACAGUGUGCAGCUGCAGACGUUGCAAGCGCACGCCAUCUCGCUGAUGCAGCAAUCGAAGCUGCCGCAGUGCGCCAGAUUGCUGCGCCAACAUGUGAAAUACUUUGCGGACAAAGCGCGUGAGAACUACGAUUUAAAAUUGCUCAAUCAGCUGAAGCAGUUGCUCAUGGAACGACGACAAUAUGAACUUUUGAAUGAUUUGUCUGUGGUCUUUGAUGCUAUAGGCGGACAGUUGGAUACGCAAAGUUCCGGUGGUAGCUCCAUUACCACAGAGCGCAGCGUGAGUGUUAGCACCACUGGUGUUGUUGGUAGCUGUGGCGGCGGAGGCAUCGGCGGCAGUGGCACUGCUAACGUUUCAGCACCACCUAAGGGCGUCUAUGUACUGGAGAAUGCAUUUUGCGACAAUUUGAAGCAAGCCCCCAAGGCGGGGCAGUUCAAAGACGCCUUACUAACAGUUACUGGCAAAUUUGGCAAGAACAUUAUUAAGUACAAGUUCAACAUAUUUGCUGAGGAGCAGCAGCAGCAAUUAGUGCGCGAGCUCAUACCUGAUAGUGAGCGGUCGCUGCCUUUUAAGGAUAUUAAAGCGCGUUACGAAUCCUGCGAUAACGACGAGGAAAUCGUGUGUCGCAGCAGUAGCAGCCGCUCCGCAGCAGCUAGGCUUGCUGCAUCUGCUGCGCCACACAUAAGCCCUGAGGAAAAGACCAUCUAUAAUCUGUACUUAAUAUACAAAAGCUCAAGAUAUGGCCGUACCAACUGUGUGGAUCGUUAUCGCGCUGUUUUUGAUGAGUAUACAGCCAGUGAGCUUAUCCAACUAUUGGCUAAGCUAGCGCAGGUCAUGACAGAGCAUGGCGAUAGCUUGGAGCAGGCGCAACGCAAUUGCUACGAAAUGUACUUUGAUUACUUGAAUCCAGAGCUAAUAUGGGAAAUGGACGAUGAUACACGGGAUUAUAUAGCCAGCGGUUUUGUGCUGCUUAAUGCCGGCACAGAGAUACUCCCGUGUGAAAGUUGCAAUUUCCCUUUGCGUUUCGACAAUACCUGCCACUAUCAUGAGCUGGGUGCAGUGCUGCUGCGUUAUUUCUGGUCACGUAAUGAGCAACUCAAGUGCUUCGAUGUAUUGCAGGCAGUGCCUUCACUGCUGGACGUACUAGCUAAAUUUUAUUUGGCUGAGCAUAAUCUGGACAAAGUGUUGCCCAUUGUUCUAAACUAUGGCUCUGAGGAGUUACUGCAAGAUGUGAGUCGGCACCUAAAUGUGGCUGCCUGGGCGCGUUGCUUUGAGCAUUUUGUGGACAUGCAGCAUGGUCGUCUAUUGUGUAUUAAUUGUGAGUGUGUGACCAGCGUCGAGCAGGAGCAGCUAAGUCGUCACUUUUUCUAUACGUGGAACUGUUUUCUGAAUAUAGCAUUGGAUCACUUGAGUGCGACAGACACUCUAGCACUCAUAUUCAAAUGGAGCUCUUACAUUCCCAGCGAUGCUAUUGAUCGGCAAAUCUAUACGCGUUGCCUGCUCAAGGGCUAAUCAAUCGAGCUUCACAUCUCCAUAUACUAUUUACAUAUAUGUAUUUACGAACCGCUAAUCUUAAUAAUAUUUAUUGUUGAUAUGUUGACAUUCCAAGCACUUACUCUCGAACUAUAGUUUCAACAUAAACAGCCAAUACCAAACGCAUUUACUCUGUAUAAAAAGUAUAUUGCAUAUAUGUAUGUACUAUGUAUAAAAAUAUUUAU